Messenger RNA from Cetraspora pellucida, 311 nucleotides. The record is from the annotation of a GenBank genome assembly. Lineage: Eukaryota; Fungi; Glomeromycota; Glomeromycetes; Diversisporales; Gigasporaceae.
AUGUCUACCAGCAAACAAUGGUUCGAUCUAUUAGAUGAAGUGUGCCCAAAUAUCGAUCUUGUACAAACAAAAGCUUUUUUACAUGAUAUAUUAAAUUAUAUUGAAGUUCAUCAUAAAGAACUCGAAAAAGAGUAUCGAAAUAAAAGAAUUUUGGAUAAAUUGGAUGAAAAAUUCCUAAUUCAAGAUUUGCCACCAUCGCUUAAAAAUUUUAUAGAAGAAUAUAUUUUUAGUCAAGAUACAGAAAUACCAAAAGAAGUAAACCUAAAGAAAAAGAAAUUGCUUAGAGCUACAAGAAAUUUAUUAGACAGAAU